Messenger RNA from Parascedosporium putredinis, 393 nucleotides. NCBI's taxonomy places the organism in Eukaryota, Fungi, Ascomycota, Sordariomycetes, Microascales, Microascaceae. The record is from the annotation of a GenBank genome assembly.
AUGUCGAGCCAACCGUUACUUCAGACUACGCAGGGCAAGCGUAUUGCUCUUCCCACUCGCGUUGAACCCAAGGUUUUCUUCGCCAAUGAGCGUACAUUCCUCUCGUGGCUCAACUUCACCGUCGUGCUUGGGGCUCUGUCCUUGGGUAUGCUCAAUUUUGGCGAUCGCCCCGCCUUCAUCUCGGCCUUCUUCUUCACCGGAGUAUCGGUCUUCACCCUUCUCUAUGCGCUGAUAACGUACCACUGGCGCGCCAAGUCCAUCAGGUUGCGAGGCCAGGCUGGCUUCGAUGAUAGAUUUGGCCCUACCAUCUUAGCCAUCAUGCUCCUGUUGGCAGUUGUUGUCAACUUUGUCCUCCGGAUCGUCUAUUCCGCCAAGGACCACACGAAGAACUAG